GCCGCUCCUCCCGCCGCCCCUCCCGGCUGCCCCCGGCCCGCCUGAAUGGGGCAGAUACAAGAUGGCGGCGAACGCGAACUCGGCCGGAGGCGGCGGCGGCCUCUCGCUCUUCGAAUGCCCCAGCUGGGCAGGAAAACCUCCACCUGGCUUACAUUUGGAUGUAGUCAAAGGAGACAAACUCAUUGAGAAACUCAUCAUUGAUGAGAAGAAAUAUUAUCUCUUUGGGAGAAAUCCUGAUCUGUGCGAUUUUACCAUUGACCACCAGUCUUGCUCUCGGGUCCAUGCUGCCUUGGUCUAUCACAAACAUCUCAAGAGGGUCUUCCUCAUAGAUCUAAACAGCACACAUGGCACGUUUUUGGGUCAUAUCCGUUUGGAAGCUCACAAACCCCAACAGAUACCCAUUGAUUCCACAGUUUCAUUUGGUGCUUCUACACGGGCAUAUACUCUGCGAGAGAAGCCUCAGACUCUGCCUUCAGCAGUUAAAGGAGAUGAGAAAAUGGGUGGUGAAGAUGAAGAGCUCAAGGGUUUGCUGGGCCUGCCAGAAGAGGAGACAGAGCUUGACAACCUGACAGAGUUUAAUACAGCCCACAACAAAAGAAUUUCCACACUAACCAUAGAGGAAGGGAACUUGGAUAUUCAGAGACCAAAGAGAAAACGGAAGAAUUCCAGAGUGACAUUCAGUGAUGAUGAUGAAAUCAUCAAUCCAGAGGACGUGGACCCUUCUGUUGGGCGUUUCAGGAACAUGGUACAGACAGCAGUGGUCCCUGUUAAGAAAAAACGGUUGGACAAUCCGGGCUCACUGACCACGGAUGACUCUGCGACACGGCGUAUGCAGAACUUCCCCUACAGCGGAGGAUUAUAUGGGGGUCUGCCUCCAACCCACAAUGAGGCAGGUUCCCAGUCACACGGCGUCCAUGGGACAGCACUCAUUGGUGGUCUGCCAAUGCCCUACCCCAAUCUUGCCCCAGAUGUGGACUUGACUCCUGUUGUACCUUCAACAGUUAACAUGAACCCAGCUCCAAAUCCUGCUGUCUUUAAUCCUGAAGCUGUGAAUGAACCCAAGAAGAAGAAAUAUGCAAAGGAGGCAUGGCCGGGCAAGAAGCCAACCCCUUCCCUGCUGAUCUGAGUUAGGGUUUGAUGAGGGAGGAUGGGAGUUACGAACUCCAGAAACUGUUUAUGUGUAGUAUUGUCCUUUUGCAAUUUUAAUGUCCUAACCAGAUGUAAUACGGAGGUUGGAGAAGCGAAAUAAUCCUUUAAAGAUCUGUCUUCAAACAUUUUUAUAACUGUUUAAAAAAAGACAACGACAAUAUAGCUACCAUCUCCCUCUGAACCAAAAUAUAUGGCAGCCUUUUCUUAGCCUCUAUCCCCAAAGGUCUUUACUAUGAAUUUUCAUCAUAUAAGUUGAAGGGGCAGAAUCACACAGUUUAGGUUGUCAUUUAUGGCAUGACCCUGCAAAUGUGUCUAUUUAGGUGUUGUGCUUACUAUGAGUAAUGUCGUUCUUGCCAGGCUUGCUCAUAGCAGGUCAGCUGUAUCAGAAGUCGAUAUUCUUGGGGCCAGGCCUUCCAGAAAUCCCACUGGUCUGAGUUCUAAAACUGCAAAAUACAGGCCAGCUUUUAUUUUUUAUCUUUUCAAAGCCUUACCCGCAUGGGGCAUCUCUUUUUUUUUUCUUUUUUUUCUUCCUACUUCGGCUACAACUCGUUUUAAUUUCCACCUAAAGCACUGCAGCAUCACGUGAGUUCGUGAGAACUUGGGAGUUGAGAUGAAUGGGGAACCUCUGGGCUUCUUGAGCUGUGGUGCAGUGUUGUAUCACAGACUGCUGUGUGGCUGGAUAGAGGGGCACCCAUGGAUGGAUCUGAGUUUGUAUGGGUGUUUAUGGCAGCAAACAAGCAUGGCAAGCCUGGGAGCAUUUGACUGGUGGCUGGAAACUGUCUACAGUGUGCAAAGAAUCAACAACAAGGUAGUGGUAACUGAAGGUAGAGUUAACACAGAGGAAGAUACUUUUUUAAACUUGGUGGCCCUUUUAACUUCAGUAGUUUCAUUUUUACUUGCUAAUGGCAUUUCUGAGCUUAGAGCACAUGGCAUGCAACAAGGCACAGCUGAACAUGAGCAGCCAUCAGUAGUGGUGCAGGACUCAUGUUUAACAACUAAAGCUGCAGUCUGCACGGUGUUUUGGCUGCUGGUAACAGAAGAUAAGAAUUACGUGCCACCUAAAGCUAGAAUAGGAAUUCUCAGUAGAGAUUCUGCCUCACCCUGAAUAAAGAAGCAUGCCAAGUUCAAGUUGGUUUCAUGACAUGAGCUUUUUUCCUUUUUUUAUUUUUAUUUUUAACUAUUUCAUCAUUUUUCCCCAUUGAGUAAAACGAGAAGUGAGAUUUGGGUUGUUUUUUCCAGCCUAUGAAAUCCUCAGUUUUAGAUUUGAAAAUCUGAUUCAGAUUUACUCAGAUUGUAUGCCUUUACACAAGGUAAGGCCAGAGCCCUUUUGGUUUUUUCUUCUUGGAUUUCUUUUGUAUUUUAACACUAUAUAUUGCAGUUCAGCUAUGUAGUCACAUUCCUUUGUCUGGGGGAUUCCUCUAGGAAAUGUGCACUGAAAUGACAGUGGUGCCAGCUGUUCAUUAGUAUGUACAGUGCUGUAGCUGCCAGGCUAAGAAUUUCUGUGAAAAUAUGAUGGUUUCUGAAGCAGUGCUAUUUUGUAGUGCCUCUGUGCUGUAGGCACUUGACUUGUUUUGGACAGGUGCUUCAAAAUCAGUGUGACUUGUGCAUCUGCAGUGAUUGCAUCUAUCAUGGUGUUGAGGCAAUUAGAGCUAGUGGCUACCCCACCCAUAGGAGUGAUGCCUUUAGAGACUGGUUUGUUCCCCUCCAUGCCUUCAUGUCCAGCUCAGACUAUUCCUCUGAUGAACACGGUAACUUCUCCAUGAUAUAGUUGUGCCACUCUGUGCUUAGUUGCUAUUGAACAUGAGACAUUCUUCUUUCAGACACUUCCUACCCUCCCUAAAAAUCUCACACUUCAUUUUUGCUUAUUUCCAGGAUGUAGAGUUUUCUGUUUCCAGCCAGUCUGUUUUACGAAGGCAACUCUUUACAGUAAGACUAGUUAGAGCAAGUAAGCAUUGAACAGGUCAUCUUUUAUUUUAUUUUAUUUUUUCUUUUUAAUUUUUCAUUGUUUGGUUUUGCCAGUGGCUCUUUGCAAGAUCUUUCUUGAAAAGGGAAGCUUUACUGCUUAUUGGUUUUUAAAGCUCUUCUCCUCCCUGGGUUUGUACAAGCUCUCAUUAUUUCAGAGCUUAGCGGCCAUAGCUGGCCAGUACAGGAGGGGACAGUGUAACAUCCAGGGGCUUUGUACAGAAGUUUGUACACUUGUGUAAUAUGUAAUAGGCCUUUUCACACUUUCUGUUGAGCUUUUUACCUGUAACCUUUACUAUGUUGUAAAUUAAAUGCAGAUUUUGCCAGUAUGGAGAGUGUAGUGUGUU
Messenger RNA from Lagopus muta (rock ptarmigan), 3458 nucleotides. It is a transcript of the gene PPP1R8, whose product is annotated as protein phosphatase 1 regulatory subunit 8. The coding region runs from base 62 to 1126 and encodes 354 amino acids. Gene Ontology annotation, molecular function: mRNA binding; protein serine/threonine phosphatase inhibitor activity; protein binding. The transcript is spliced from 7 exons. NCBI's taxonomy places the organism in Eukaryota, Metazoa, Chordata, Aves, Galliformes, Phasianidae. The record is from RefSeq and is a predicted model, not a curated record. Gene Ontology annotation, cellular component: nuclear speck.